Messenger RNA from Trichoderma citrinoviride, 738 nucleotides. RefSeq names its product HAD-like protein. Bases 1 to 738 code for a protein of 245 amino acids. The record is from RefSeq and is a predicted model, not a curated record. NCBI's taxonomy places the organism in Eukaryota, Fungi, Ascomycota, Sordariomycetes, Hypocreales, Hypocreaceae. The transcript is spliced from 2 exons.
AUGCCUGAAAUCAAAGCCAUCCUCUUCGACUGCGACAACACCCUCGUCCUCUCCGAGGAGCUCGCCUUCGAGGCCUGCGCAGACCUCAUCAACAAGAUCUGCGCCGAGCGCAACGUCACCGUCCACUUCACCGGCGAGACGCUCAUCCAGGAGUUCGUCGGCCAAAACUUCCGCGGCAUGCUCACGACGCUGCAGAAGACGCACGGCAUCGACAUUGCGCCCGACGACCUCGAGCGCUACGUCCUGCAGGAGGAGGACGCCGUCAUCGCCAAGCUCAAGGCCGCGCUGAGGCCGUGCCCCGGCGUCGACGCGCAGCUCGAGGCCCUGCAGCGGGCGGGCAGGUACCAGCUGGCCGUGGUGUCGUCGUCGGCGCUGCGGCGCGUGCGCGCGUCGAUUGAAAAGGUCGGCCAGGACCGGUUCUUCCCCGGGGACGUGGUCUUCUCGGCGGCGACGUCGCUGGAGAAGCCGACGAGCAAGCCGGAUCCCGCCAUCUACCUCCACGCGCUGCAGAAGCUGGGCAAGAGCGCCGAGGAGAGCGUCGCGGUGGAGGACAGCAAGAGCGGGACGCUGAGCGCGACGAGGGCGGGCAUCAAGACGAUUGGCUACGUCGGUCCGUAUGCGGACGACAAGAAGGGGGAGAUGGAGGGGGUGCUGCGGGAGGCGGGCGCGGUGGUGAUUAUGCGCGACUGGAGCGAGUUCCCGGCGGCCUUGGCCAAGAUUGAGAAGGGCGAGGUCUAA